AUGGAGGACAACGCAAAGUCAGCUGCCAUGGGCCAGAAAUGGAGGAGCCACAAGAUCUUCAUUCUGGCGACCGUUGCCAUUGGCCUGUUCACCGACCUGUUUCUCUACGGCCUGAUUAUCCCCGUUCUGCCAUUUUUACUGGAGAAGGAUUCGGGAAUCCCGCCGUCACAAAUCCAGGGCUAUACCUCUGCAAUGCUGGCAGUGUAUGCAGGAUCCAUUGUGAUCUUUUCGCCUCUCUCCGGAAUCGUCGCGGACAGAUGCUCAUCCAAACAAAUCCCGUUCCUCUUCGGAUUGAUCUGUCUGAUGGCAUCAACGGUCUUGCUUUUCUCAAGCAGAUCCAUCUCGGUGUUGAUUCUUUCCAGAGCGCUGCAAGGAAUCAGCUGUGCAUUCGUCUGGACUUGCGGCUUGGCGAUAUGCAUGAAUACCGUCGGACCGGAUCAUAUGGGCCAGACAAUAGGUGCGAUAUUCUCCGUCACGGCACUUGGUACUCUGUGGGCUCCAUUCAUCGGAGGAUGGCUUUACGAGGCGACUGGAAUCCGUGGUGUCAUGGCUCUAGCACUCUCCCUGCUAGGAGUUGAUCUGGUGAUGCGGCUGCUGGUCAUUGAAGUCAAGACGGGUCGUGCGAAUGUCAUUAAUGGUCACUCGGAUAGCAUCGCACAACCCGCCGCUCAAGGGGUUGACUUCCCCAGCCAACGACAAGCUUCUGAAGAGCAACCUCUACUUCACAGUACAAGGGAAGCCGAGGAUCUGGAAUACAAACUUCCCGAACAGCAUUCAUGGAUUGCAAAAGCAGUCCCCAUCGUGCCCUGCCUGGCGAACACCUCUCUAUUAACUGCUCUGUCCGUCUCUCUGGUACACGCACUCCUCAUGGGCAGUUUCGACGCCACGGUCGCCACACUCUCUCACGAGCUCUUCGGUUUCAAUUCCUUCCAGGCCGGCAUGCUCUUCCUCCCCAUCGGUAUCAUGAACCUGAUAUGCGGUCCAAUCGUGGGAUGGGUCGUGGAUCACCGUGGCACCAAAAUUGCUUCCGUCUUUGCUUUCGGCAUGAUGGUCCCCGUGCUUGUGCUACUACGCCUAGUGCACGCCGGUGGAGUCGAUCAGAUCGUCUUAUACGCCGUCCUCCUCUCCUUUGCUGGCAUCGGUCUUGCUGCAUGUGCGGCGCCCUCGCUUGUGGAGGGUGGUUCUGUCAUUGACAAGUAUCAUCGAGCGAAUCCGGACUUUUUUGGCGAAAAUGGACCUUAUGCCAUGGUAUAUGGAUUGAAUGGUAUGAUGUUUAAUGCUGGCUUGACUAUUGGCCCGGCGAUUGCUGGAGGACUGAAGGAUACGAUUGGGUAUGGAAACAUGAACCUCGUGUUGGCUGUCAUCUCUGCCAUCACGGCGUUGCUGUCUUAUAUGUUUUUGGGAAAUAAGCCACGAACGGUAGUUGAGGAGCAGCAUUGA
Ramularia collo-cygni is the source of this 1440-nucleotide messenger RNA. RefSeq lists its product as uncharacterized. Lineage: Eukaryota; Fungi; Ascomycota; Dothideomycetes; Mycosphaerellales; Mycosphaerellaceae. Bases 1 to 1440 code for a protein of 479 amino acids. Gene Ontology annotation, biological process: transmembrane transport. Gene Ontology annotation, molecular function: transmembrane transporter activity. The transcript has 2 exons. The record is from RefSeq and is a predicted model, not a curated record.